GACAUUGUGGGCCAGGAAGGACCGCCCCUUCCGGUGUCCCAGUUCCGUUCGCCGCCUGGGCUCCAUGGCUGCUCUGGGUCGGCAGAUUCUUGACUGGCAUCGUCUAAGGGCCCUCUCCUGGGCCUGUUUGGCUAGGCAUACCCCUCAUCUCAGAGAACAGAAAAGGAUGAGUCCUUCUUUGUUUUGCAAACUGACUACAGCACCCAAUGGAGAGAGCCUUCAAGAGUUGUCCUGUGUUAAACCCAAAAAGUAUGUGCAGGAGCCAGAGCACAGGACGCGUCUUGUUCAGUGUCUUCAUGAGGAACAGAGGACUUGUGUGGAUCCGAAGUCCUUGGAGCUUGAGAAAGCUAUCACUUCCCUGCAGAACAUGGGUUUUGAUGAAGCCCAUAUUAACAACUUGCUCAGUAUGCAGCCAAGUGUCCAUCCUCAACAGUUGCUGGACAUAAUCUCAGAAUUUCUGCUCUUGGGGUUGCACCCAGAACCUGUAUUUAUGGCCUUGAAGAAAAGUCCACACUUACUGAAACUAUCUCCAACGCAAAUGAAGAGGCGUUCCAGCUACCUGCGGAAGCUCGGCCUUGGAGGAGGGAAACUAAAGAGAGUGCUUCACGGUUGCCCUGAGGUUUUCACCAUGCGUCAGCGGGACAUUGACAAUGUUGUGAAGGUCCUCAAGGAGAAGUGCUUGUUCACAGUACAGCAAAUCACGGAGCUUUUGAACAGAUGCCCACGUGUUUUUCAGGCGGACCCCAGUGAACUAGAAUACAAAUUCCAGUAUGCAUAUUUUAGGAUGGGACUUACGCAUCUGGACAUAGUCAGGACUGAUUUCUUACAGUAUCCAUUAACCAAGAUCAAGCAGAGACACAUAUACCUGGAACGCCUUGGACGGUACCAAACCCCUGAUAAGAAGGGGCAGACGCAGAUCCCUAAUCCUUUACUAAUGGACAUUCUCAGAGUUUCAGAAGCUGAGUUUUUAGUCAGGACAGCGUGUUCCUCUGCUGAGGAGUUUGAGGUUUUUAAAAAGCUCUUGGAUCGAGAAGAAGAGGAAUCUGAGAGCCAUGCAUCUGAGGAGGAAGAGGAAGAGGAGGAGGAAGAGGACGAGGACGAAGAGCAGCUGUGAUGAGGACUGGGACAAAAAGGGUUCAGUGAUGCCAGAGAUCAUUCCUAUUAUUCUCAAAGCUUUGGGGAGAUUACCUGGAUCUUCUCAAGCAUUUUUCAUACUAACACUGGCCAUUUGAUGAAAAAAACUGUUAUGAUCCACUGGAUCACAUCAAACCAGAUAAGAGAUGCUUUGUUGUGAUCUGUUGGGUUCUGUGGGAGGCCUACUGCAUCCUAAAUAAAGGACUCAACUGUUAAAAUCCAGGGGAUGCAACCCA
This is a messenger RNA of Peromyscus maniculatus bairdii (prairie deer mouse), 1370 nucleotides long. RefSeq names its product mitochondrial transcription termination factor 4 (gene Mterf4). The record is from RefSeq and is a predicted model, not a curated record. NCBI's taxonomy places the organism in Eukaryota, Metazoa, Chordata, Mammalia, Rodentia, Cricetidae. Gene Ontology annotation, biological process: regulation of DNA-templated transcription; mitochondrial ribosome assembly; mitochondrial transcription. Gene Ontology annotation, cellular component: mitochondrion. Gene Ontology annotation, molecular function: double-stranded DNA binding.